Molecule: messenger RNA, 3681 nt
Organism: Lampris incognitus (smalleye Pacific opah)
Lineage: Eukaryota; Metazoa; Chordata; Actinopteri; Lampriformes; Lampridae
Gene: corin
Product: corin, serine peptidase
Exons: 23
Coding region: 8-3235 (1075 amino acids)
Biological process (GO): proteolysis; acrosome reaction
Cellular component (GO): membrane
Molecular function (GO): protein binding; serine-type endopeptidase activity
Source: RefSeq, a predicted model, not a curated record
GGACAGUAUGGGGGAGAAGUGUCCUCACAAACUGGGAUCGACCAAUCACCUUAGACUUCUCCUUUACAUCCUCAUCCCAACUAUCACUCUACUGGCUGGACUGCUGCUACUCAUACUGGCCCUGACAGGAAUCUUUGGCAGUGGUCUUCUAGAUUCAAGUCUUCUUCCCUCUCUAGCGCCCCCUGAGGCUGUCAUUGUAGGUGACCCAGAUUACCAUGGCAACCAUUCGAACCCCUCCUUCAACGUGUGGGAAAACGCCACCGUCUCGUUACGAAACCAAAGCAACCACGAGGUCGCACGCCCCGGUCACUACAACACCCGGGCCUCCUCUCCGGCCCCGCCCACUGAGCCAUUCACCAUAGCAACUGAUUGGUUGACCUCUGUGACGCCGUUGAGCACCACCUGGACAAGUAGCACCACCCAGGAGCCUGACACAGGAGGAUGUCAGCUAAUAACAGAGCCUCAGUGUCACAUGUUGCCUUACAACCAAACAUGGCUGUCUUCCUCUGUUGCUGUGGUGAAGAGUUCAGAGGUCGACAUGUUACUAAGGUUUUUCAAUUACCUCAGUAGGUUGUCAUGUUACCGACACAUCAUGCUGUUCGGCUGCUCUCUGGCUCUGCCUGAAUGCGUGUCUGAACACACCGGACAAGACAGGCGGGUGGUGCUUCCCUGCAGGUCGUUUUGCGAGGUGGCGAGGGAAGGCUGUGAGCCGGUGCUCCACAUGUUCAACGCCUCCUGGCCCGACUUCCUGCGAUGCUCACAGUUUCAUGAUGUCACUUCCACAUCCACAUCACCACCGGCAACAGAAGGGGCCAUGAGUUGUUACACGCCACGACAGGUCAAGGGUAAACCAUCUCUGUGUGGAGGACACGACUACUUCCUGUGUGCCACGGGGAUAUGUGUCCCCCAGAAACUGGUGUGUAACGGCUACAACGACUGUGACGACUGGAGCGAUGAGACGCACUGUGACUGUACGGAUGCAGAAUUUCGGUGUGGGACUGGUCGCUGUCUGACGCCACCUCUGGUGUGUGACGGUUACGACGACUGUGGAGACCUCAGUGAUGAACUCAACUGUGUGUGUGACCCAGGUCGGGAGCAUCGUUGUGGUGAUGGACGUUGUGUGUCCAGAGACUGGCUGUGUGAUGGAGACCAUGACUGCACUGACAAGACUGACGAACUGAACUGCUCGUGUAAGAGCCAGGGUUUACUGGAGUGCAGGAAUGGUCAGUGUAUUCCUUCUGCAUUCAGAUGUGAUGGUGAAGACGACUGUAAAGAUGGCAGUGAUGAAGAACACUGUAACAGAGAACAGACUCAGGGUGUGUGUGCACCUGGUCAGCCCAGCUGUAUCUCCAGCUCCUGCCCUGCACUCUGUGGGGGGGGCACAACCUGCGACCCCCGAAACAAUACAAACUGUAUUCGCUGUGAGACCAUCACUCUAGAGCUGUGUAUGAACUUACCAUACAACCAGACCAGUUUUCCGAACUAUCUGGGUCACCUGUCCCAGAGAGAGACGUCUGUCAGCUGGGAGUCGUCUCUCUUCCCGGCGCUGGUCCAGACCGGCUGCUACCAGUACCUCAUGUUCUAUGCCUGCACCUUACUGGUCCCCAAAUGCGAUCCUGUCACUCACCAGAAGGUCCCGCCCUGCAGGUCUCUGUGUCGCAGUUCUAAGGAGAGAUGUGAGUCAGUUUUAGGGAUUGUUGGCUUGCAGUGGCCUGAAGAUGCCGACUGUUCUCAGUUUCCUGAAGAGGGAGGAAACAGCAGCUGUCUGCUGCCAGAGGACGGGGUGGACGAAUGUUCUCCUAGUCACUUUAAGUGCCGGUCAGGGAGGUGUGUUCUCGCAACCAAACGCUGUGAUGGACAUCUGGACUGUGAUGACCAUACCGACGAAGACAACUGUGGUUGUUCGGAGCGGGGUCUGUGGGAGUGUCCUGGCAGUAGGGUUUGUAUUAAAACCAGUAUGAUCUGUGACGGCUUUCCUGACUGCCCCCUGCUGGUGGAUGAAACAAACUGCUCUGUGUGCAGGGAUAAUGAGCUGCCCUGUAACAACCAUCAGUGUGUCCAUCGUACGCUGUGGUGUGAUGGCAAGAAGCACUGUUCAGACAGCUCCGAUGAAUGGAACUGUGUGUCUGUGUCGGAGCGCUCUGGUUCUGUGUUGACGGUGUUCAGAACAGCAGCAGAGUACCAGGUGUGUGCAGACGAGUGGAACCACGAGCUCAGUGUCCUCACCUGCGCCCAGCUCGGCCUAGGCGUUCCAUCCUCUGUUUCCAUGGUUCCUGAAAAGUUGGGGGUUCAGGGUCGUCGUCGUUGGUUACACGUCCAUCCUGAGUGGAGCCGGAGGAACGGUUCUGCUCUGCAGGCCCGCCUGGAGAAGAGAAGUCACUCCUGUGUGUCCAGAAGGAGGGUGUCUGUGCUGUGCUCCAGCGAAGGUAAGUCCUCUUUGUCAGAUUGUGGAUUGCGUCCUGCGGUGGGCGUGUCUCUCUCCAGGAAGAAGAGGAUUCUGGGAGGUCGGGUGUCCAGGCCCGGCUGGUGGCCUUGGCAGUGCUCGCUGCAGAGUGGUCACAGCGGACACAUCUGUGGCUGCGUUCUGAUUGGCCGUCGCUGGGCUCUGACUGUUGCCCACUGCUUCGAGGGGAGAGAGAGUCCUGACCUGUGGAAGGUGGUGUUUGGUUUGAAUAACUUGGACCACCCCGGUGCACAUGGUCAGAGCAGAGGUGUGCGCUCUAUCAUUGCACACCCGCGGUACAACCGGGCGGUGGUUGACUAUGACAUCAGUGUUAUAGAGCUGGACUCAGAGAUUGAGGAGACUGCCUAUGUGAGGCCAGUGUGUUUGCCUCUUUCUGGACAGCUGCCCCGACCUGACACCUACUGUUACAUCACGGGCUGGGGUCAUAUGGGCAACCGCAUGCCCUUUAAGCUGCAGGAGGGUGUAGUUCGCAUCAUCUCGGUGUCUCAGUGUCAGUCUUACUUUGAUAUGAAGACCAUCACAUCCAGGAUGCUGUGUGCCGGUUACGAGGCGGGAACCAUCGACUCCUGCAUGGGGGACAGCGGCGGUCCAUUGGUGUGUGAGGAGGUCGGUGGUUCUGGUGCUGGGGGCCGGUGGACGUUGUUUGGGCUGACUUCCUGGGGGAGUGUGUGUUUCAGUAAGGUGCUGGGGCCCGGCGUGUACAGCAACGUCACACACUUCAUCCCCUGGAUUCAGAGACAGAUCUACCUACACACAUACCUGCUGGACUAGACACACACACACACACACACACACACACACACAUUCUCAACUGUAGACUUGCACUCAUGCGUUUGUGGGCUAAGCCGCAUGAACUCUGACCUGAAAAAGAACAAGAAAGACAGAGAGGAAGAACGAGAGAAAAUGUGAACACUUCGUCUUCUCUCUACUUCCUGACUUUAGCAUUCCAAGAGGAAGUGAUGUCAUCGUCAAGCUGUCUUUUAUGUCAACAUUCAGCCACACAUACACACACAGUCGUGGCCUGCAGCUCUUUGUUGUGCCUGCGUCCCUCCAUAGUGUUGCUGUUGCCGCUGCCUGGCCAGAAGAGGCGUUGUUUCCAGUCAGUAUGAGAAUAUAAACUGUUCCUCUCUGUCAUCACAAACUUUUUUACAUCAAAAAUAUUUUACAUACAAAUGUUCGACGUACAAAUAUUUGAUCUUUCAGAUAGAAAAACGUAU